Molecule: messenger RNA, 888 nt
Organism: Symbiodinium necroappetens
Lineage: Eukaryota; Dinophyceae; Suessiales; Symbiodiniaceae
Source: the annotation of a GenBank genome assembly
GCCCUGGAGAACAUCAAGCUUCGGCAGCUCCACCUGCAGCAGAACGAGCUGUAUGAGGAGGGCACCCGCCAGGUCAUCGAGGCCUUGGCUUUGCAGUCCAACGGGACGCUUGCGGCACUGAGUCUCGGGCACGACGGCAUUGGCGUCGCUAAUGUCAAGGCUUUGGCCGAGGCUUUGCGGACAAACAGCGCUUUGAUCGAGCUGAACCUGAGCCACGCCUGCCUAAGCAGCGAUGACAUCAUCGCUCUCGCGGAGGCAAUGAAGCAGAAUCGGACCCUCAAGCAGCUGAGCCUUGCUGGAAGCAAAAUCGGGGAGGAACGCGCUUUCGCCCUUCUCGAGGCUCUCCGAAUAAGUGGGGUGGAGCGGCGGCUCGAUCUGACGGGCUGCGAUUUGGGCAAGACCCACGUGGCACUGGCCAGGGCCUUCCGGACCGGCCAGGUGACCGUCACCCACCCGGCGCUGGAGUUCCUGUGCAUGCUGCAGGACGAAACACUCAAAGAGCUGGAGGAAGGGCAGGAGAUGGCGAUGAAUAUAAACGGACGCGGCCGCGGGCUCAGGUAUCCGGGAGGCAGCGGUGACGUCGAGGAGUUCCAAAAGCUCUUCGCGCCGCUCUGCCGGGCCCUGCCAGAGCUCCCCAAACUUCGAGUGCUCGUCCUCUUGCUCUACGGCCACGAGAGCGCUGACGGGGCCCGGGCCCUGGCCGCGGGCCUCGGCCAACAAACGGAGCUGGAGCGGCUGACGUUGAAUCUGCGUUGGAACUCCCUGGGCCGGGGGCCUCAGCUGCGCGCUCCUCGUUUCGCUUUUUUGACUUCCAGCUUGUUGGCGGCCGCCUCCUGCAAGCCGACCCCAUCCAUUGUGUCCAUCUCCGUUCUUAUAACGGGUAGUUAA